UCAAAACAUGACGCCCGCAAAAGAAGCUGCAGCGAUAUUAAAAAGAUUAAGGGAAAAGAAAGAAGAAAUUCUGGAGAGAGUUGUAAGGGAGGAAGAAAGAAUCACGGCGGAAAGUUUGAAGGAAUGGAAAGCAAAAUCUGCGAGGACAGAAGAAAUUGCGGCGAGGACAAAACAAGAGGAGGAAUGGAAAACGAACCGGAUAAAAGAAAAUUCGUCGAUGAGAUUAGUUUUAUAUAGUUAUAAUGGCAGAGUGAAUCGUGUAGUGAAAUUGGAGGAGUUUGAGGUGGAUGAGCUAUGUGUGGUGGAAUCUCUAAAGAUCCGUGAGUUGGUUUUGGAAGAUCAAUCACGUGUACUUUAUACAGACAUCGACAGCCGAGUGCUACAACAAGUUAUGGACUUCUGUAAGGAACGUGCGACGGUCAAGUGUAGUGGUACGGAGGACCUUCUGAAAGCUUUCGAUUCCAUGUAUCUGCAACAACUCUCCUCCACCCAUUGGAGCUGUCUUAGCAAAAUCCUUUGUGCUGCUUGUACGCUAGAAAUUCCCAGCCUCGCCGACCUAACGAGUACUGCUAUUGUUAACAUGGUCGGUGAAAAGGAUACGCGUGUCAUUCUCAAGAUGUUCCACUUCGCGCGGCAGAACAUCUCUCUUGAAGAGAUGGAACAAGGGAGGGAAGAUUUACAAUAUUGGGCCAAAUUGAAGUAGUUCUCAAGUGAUGUUAAUCAAUGUUUUCAGUCGGCGGUUCGGGCCUUUGUAUUUUAUUUUUGUGAAAAAUAGGGGUGUUCACGAUUUGAUUUUUACCCGGUUAAACUGUAAACCGAACCGUUUAAAAAACCGAAAAAAACCAACGCGUUUUUGAAUU
Molecule: messenger RNA, 860 nt
Organism: Erigeron canadensis
Lineage: Eukaryota; Viridiplantae; Streptophyta; Magnoliopsida; Asterales; Asteraceae
Exons: 2
Coding region: 8-703 (231 amino acids)
Biological process (GO): SCF-dependent proteasomal ubiquitin-dependent protein catabolic process
Cellular component (GO): nucleus; cytoplasm
Molecular function (GO): cullin family protein binding
Source: RefSeq, a predicted model, not a curated record